AUGAAGACUUUGUUUCUUGCCGUCGCCCUUGUGCUUGUGCAGCAGCCCCUUCCUGCUGCAGCCUUCACUGCACCUGCAGGAGUAGCGCCUUCCUCCUCCUUUCCAUGCCUCCCCAUGCACGUCGAUGGUUGGAAUGACUGGAUGCUGGAUGAUGGUGCGCAGGCCCAUGACUUUGAUCGCAUGCCCUAUCCAAGACGACAACAGGAACUCUACUUGAGGAAAGAAAUCCAACCUCACUAUGAAUUUGACUACGAAAAUUCUAUGGACAAGCAAGAAGAUCUCUGGUUGCAGCAGCAAGCGCAUGAAAACUUCGUCGACAACCCAUACGGAAGUAGUGGAUACGGACAGUACCACCGCGACAGAGCGGGAUUUGACGAGUACGACCGAGAGAACCUCCAACGCGAGAUAAUGCCUAGACGACAACCUCGGGGAAUGGACAAACAAGGCGAAGUCGCGCGAAAACAGUACGCCAAUGAUGCCUUCAUAUCCAACCCAUACGGGAACCGACGCGGUCCUUCUUGGUGA
This is a messenger RNA of Seminavis robusta, 525 nucleotides long. The record is from the annotation of a GenBank genome assembly. NCBI's taxonomy places the organism in Eukaryota, Bacillariophyta, Bacillariophyceae, Naviculales, Naviculaceae.